ACGUGUUACGUCCGUUACGUUGUUACGUCAGCGUUACGCCCCGAUGGUGAUUGGCGAAGGUAAGAUGGCGGCGCCAGAGGAGCCAGAAUUAUCUCAGGCGCAGACAGAAAAACUCCUCCAGUUUCAGGACCUAACUGGUUUGGAGUCUAUAGACCAAUGCCGCCGAACGUUAGAGCAGCAUAAUUGGAACAUAGAGGCUGCAGUACAAGACAGACUUAACGAGCAAGAAGGAGUUCCCAGUGUGUUUAACCCUCCACCUCCCAGACCAUUACAGGUCAAUACAGCAGACCAUAGAAUAUAUAGUUACAUCGUAUCAAGGCCACAACCCAGGGGGUUACUAGGAUGGAGUUACUAUUUGAUAAUGCUACCGUUCAGAUUUACAUAUUACACACUUCUGGACAUAUUCAGGUUUGCGCUGAGGUUCAUUAGGCCAGACCCCCGCGGUCGUGUGACAGACCCUGUUGGAGACGUUGUAUCUUUUAUUCACAGUUUUGAGGAGAAAUAUGGCCGGUCACAUCCUGUGUUUUACCAGGGAACAUACAGCCAGGCGUUAAAUGAUGCCAAACGGGAGCUUCGGUACCUGCUAGUCUACCUUCAUGGAGACGAUCACCAAGACACGGAUGAGUUUUGCCGUUCCACGUUAUGCACAGAAGAGGUCAUAACCUUCAUUAACACACAAAUGCUCUUCUGGGCAUGUUCGACCAGCAAACCCGAGGGCUAUAGAGCGUCUCAGGCCCUGCGGGAGAACACCUACCCCUUCCUGGCCAUGAUCGUUCUGAAGGACGGGAAAAUGACGAUGGUUGGCCGUCUAGAGGGUCUGAUCCAGCCCGAGGACCUCAUCAACCAACUCACCUUCAUCAUGGAGGCCAACCAAACAUAUCUCAUGUCCGAGCGCAUUGAAAGAGAACAGAGGAAUCAGACCCAGGAGAUCCGUAAGCGGCAGGACGAGGAGUUUGAGGCGUCUCUUCGGGCCGAUCAGGAGAAGGAGAGAAAGAAGAGAGAGGAGCAGGAGCAGAAGAGGCAGGAGGAGGAGAAGGUCAGACAGAGCGUUCUCAUGGAGGAGCGGAGGCGACGGAAACUUGAAGAGGAAAAGGAGAGGAAGUCCGAGUGUCUUCCUCCGGAGCCACAGGCAGAUGAUCCCGAAAGUGUCAAAAUAGUUUUUAAACUGCCCAAUGACACGCGGGUAGAGAGGCGAUUCCUGUUUGGGCAGUCGCUGACGGUAAUACACGACUUCCUCUUCUCUUUGAAAGAGACUCCAGAGAAGUUUCAGAUAGUUACAAACUUCCCUCGCCGAGUCCUGCCCUGUCUCCCAAGCGAGGAGCAGCCCAACCCCCCCACGCUGAAGGAGGCGGGGCUAAGCCGCUGCGAGGUCCUCUUUGUGCAAGACCUCACGGACGAUUAAAACAUACCUCCUACCAACGCAUUUCGCUCCAACGCCACCCCAUUUUUCCUUUUUGUUCAAGGCCAUAUGCACAAGGGAUCAUUGAUAGAAACAUACUCUGCAUCCAGUCCUUGUUUGGUUGUUUACAGGGUUCCCAGUAGCCUGGAAAGUCUUGAAUUUUAUCUAAUAAAUCUAUCUUGAAGUCGUUCCUUGAAUGCAUUUGUAUUUGCUGGGACAGAGAAGGUCUGAGGUUUGUAUUAGCUUCCAUGUAGUAGUUGCAUAGCUUCAUGAAAACGUCAUAACCUCCUUGGGCGCUGGCAGCUGAGAGCAGCUGUACGAUGAUACCAAACUAUCAUUAAGAUUUCUGUGAUGGUUUUUGCCUUGUUUGUUACGGGACAUUACUUUCAAUGUUUCACCCAUUUGUCCCCAUUCAUUGCUUAAGCCUUAAGUUCACACGUCUCCUCCACUGAAAGAACAGGCAGAGUGGGCGUGCCCUGCUUUGUGUGUUACUGAUGUGUGAAGGACGGCUUCAAGGGGCAGGAGAGGGCUUUGGACAAAUGACGAAUGGGAACCCUGUUUCAAAUGAGCCAUGACAUGUACAUAAGUUAGGUAUUUAAGGACCCCACAUCUACCAUACUUUGUUUUGUUUUUUUCUACUUAUUUGUCAUGAUGAAAUGACCAAAUGCAGGUUGAUUACUAUUAAGCAGACUGUCUGAAAUGACAUGAAGUAUAAUUGGAUAUUUAACACACCACAGUUGUUGAUGUGGUUCGAUCAAGCAUAGUUCAAGUCUGCGCAUAGUGUGCCUGUGGUUACUCAUAGAUGCCUGUUUGCCUCUACCAUCUGAAUAGGCUCCUGUAAAGAUGUAAUUUUCCAACUAUAAAUUAAAACAUUUUAAAAUGCG
Periophthalmus magnuspinnatus is the source of this 2283-nucleotide messenger RNA. It is a transcript of the gene faf2, whose product is annotated as Fas associated factor family member 2. The transcript is spliced from 11 exons. Gene Ontology annotation, molecular function: ubiquitin binding. Bases 44 to 1402 code for a protein of 452 amino acids. Gene Ontology annotation, cellular component: endoplasmic reticulum. Lineage: Eukaryota; Metazoa; Chordata; Actinopteri; Gobiiformes; Gobiidae. The record is from RefSeq and is a predicted model, not a curated record.